Molecule: messenger RNA, 1695 nt
Organism: Maudiozyma saulgeensis
Lineage: Eukaryota; Fungi; Ascomycota; Saccharomycetes; Saccharomycetales; Saccharomycetaceae
Source: the annotation of a GenBank genome assembly
AUGUCGAAGAUAGAAUUAGGUCGUUAUUUAUUUGAAAGAUUAAAACAAGUCGGUGUACGUACCAUCUUUGGUUUACCUGGUGAUUUCAAUUUAGUAUUACUUGACAAAUUAUAUGAAGUUGAAGGUAUGAGAUGGGCAGGUGACACCAAUGAAUUGAAUGCAGCAUAUGCUGCAGACGGGUAUGCUCGUGUCAAAGGUAUGGCUUGUAUGGUGACUACAUUUGGUGUAGGUGAACUUUCUGCGUUAAAUGGUAUUGCAGGUUCAUAUUCUGAACAUGUUGGUGUUUUACAUGUUGUAGGUGUACCAUCAACUUCAUCACAAGCAAAACAAUUAUUAUUACAUCAUACGUUAGGUAAUGGUGAUUUUACAGUAUUUCAUAGAAUGUCAGCAAAUAUUUCUCAAACAACUAGUGUAAUUACAGAUGUUACUACUGCAGCAUCAGAAAUUGAUAGAUGUAUUAGAUCAACUUAUAUAUAUCAAAGACCUGUUUAUUUAGGAAUUCCAGCUAAUUUUUUCGAAUUAAACUUACCUGCAUCAUUAUUAGAUACACCAAUUGAUUUAUCAUUAAGACCAAAUGACUUAGAAGCAGAAAAUGAAUGUGUUGAUGAAAUUAUAAGAAUGAUUCAUAAAGCCAAGAGUCCAAUAAUUAUAUCCGAUGCAUGUGCCUCCAGACAUAAUGUUAAACGUGAAACACAAAAUUUAAUCGAUGUAACACAGUUCCCUGCAUUUAAUACGCCAAUGGGGAAAGGUACCAUUGAUGAGAAUCAUCCAAGGUAUGGUGGGAUAUAUGUUGGUUCAUUAUCAAAACAAGAUAUUAAACAAACUGUUGAAUCUGCAGAUUUGAUUCUUUCCAUUGGUGCAUUAUUAUCUGAUUAUAAUACAGGUUCAUUUAGUUAUUCAUAUAAGACAAAAAAUAUGGUAGAAUUUCAUUCGGAUCAUAUGAAAAUAAAGAAUGCUACAUUUCCAGGUGUUCAAAUGAAAUUUGUUUUACAAAAAUUAGUUGAAAAUAUUCCACAAGCAAAUAUAAAUUAUAAACCAAUUCCAAUUCCACAACCAUUACCACCUAAUAAUGAAAAUAUACCAGAUUCAACACCGUUGAAACAAGAAUGGUUGUGGAGAGAAUUGAGUAAAUUCUUAAUAGAAGGUGAUAUUGUAAUCACAGAGACCGGUACUUCAUCAUUUGGUAUAAAUUCUACAAUAUUUCCCGCAAAUACUUUAGGGAUCUCCCAAGUGUUAUGGGGGUCCAUUGGUUAUGCUGGAGGUGCUGUAUGUGGUGCAACAUUUGCAGCUGAAGAACUUGACCCAAACAAGAGAGUUAUCUUAUUCAUUGGGGACGGUUCUUUACAAUUGACAGUACAAGAAAUAUCUACCAUGAUUAGAUGGAAUUUACAUCCAUAUUUAUUUGUUUUGAAUAAUGAUGGUUAUACAAUUGAAAGAUUAAUUCACGGACCUGAAGCUUCAUAUAAUGCAAUUCAAAGUUGGGAUCAUUUACAACUAUUACCUGUGUUUGGUGCAACAGAUUAUGAAACGUAUAGAGUCUCUACUGUUGGUGAAUGGAGGAAAUUAACUAAUGACAAAUCUUUCCAGAUGAACUCUACAAUUAGAAUGAUAGAGAUAAUGUUACCAGUGAUGGAUGCACCUGUAGCAUUAAUAGCACAAGGGAAACUAUCGGAACAACUGAAUGCUGCAAGUUAG